Molecule: messenger RNA, 4464 nt
Organism: Solea senegalensis (Senegalese sole)
Lineage: Eukaryota; Metazoa; Chordata; Actinopteri; Pleuronectiformes; Soleidae
Product: rho GTPase-activating protein 29-like
Exons: 22
Coding region: 209-4303 (1364 amino acids)
Biological process (GO): signal transduction; activation of GTPase activity
Cellular component (GO): cytoplasm
Molecular function (GO): GTPase activator activity
Source: RefSeq, a predicted model, not a curated record
AAUAGUCGUCGACUCGUCGACGUACAGUGAGUGAAAGAGAAAAGAAGUGAGUUUGUAAUGGAGGUGACGUCGAGCGUUCACAUGCGCUGCUGAAGAAAGUCUACUUUGGAUAUUUGUGGACACGAUGUCAGGAAACUGCCGAGCAGCCGUCCAGCAACCUGGGCUGUCCUCCCUGUAAAGGGUGGCAGCCACAGCACUGGCUGCUGGGAUGCUACGGAAGAGCAGCAGCAGCAGUGGUAGCAGUGGGACACUGCACACCAACCAGGGUCUGCCACGAUACCUGUCCAAGACUCACACGGGGUCCCUGUCAUCCAGGUCCACCAAGACUUUGGAUACGGGCCGCGGCUCCAAGAAUCCUAACCCUCUGAGCAGCAUGGGCCUAUUGUCCCGGCCAAUGGGGGCCCCCGGAGUGGACCCCGAGUACGUAAUGCAGCUAGUGAAUGAUGUGCGGUGGUUUGCUGAUGUGCUGCUUAGCCUCAAGGAUGCUUUCCACUGUAAAGAAACUGUGGAAGGCCUCCAGAAGGUGGUGCAGGAGCGUUUGACAGAGUUACUCCGCGUCCUCAAGGCUGUCAUCGGCAAACACCACACCCUCAACUCAGUGGACAUCCUCGGAGCAGCCGGCACGGUCAUCGCCAAGGUCAAAGCUGUGAACUUCAAGGAAGUGAACUCAGAAAACACAAAAGCUAUAUUUGGAGAGAUACACACAUCCAUUGACACCUUGGCUUUCACGUUUGGCAAUGUAGUUUCUGACUUCCUUAUGGGAGAUGUGGAUGGCGGCUCAGGGUUGGGGAUCCCCCAGACCAGGAGAAGCAGGUCUUACGACAACCUCUCUGUGGAUCCUGACGGAUAUGUUUCAGAGAAAAGUGACCUUGUGGUGCCUGAGUUGCCGUUGUCGCGGGAGGAGGAGGUUGAUCUGACCCUGCUGAAAAAUGACAGCGGGGUGGAGUCUGCUCUGCUCUAUGCCAAAGCCUGGUCCAAGUACAUUAAAGACCUCCUGGCCUGGAUGGAGAAGAGGAUAACCAUGGAUAUUGAAUAUGCUAAAAGUUAUGCCAAAGUGGCCGAGUCUGCAAAGGCGCUGGCCAGUCAACAGGACUACAUGCCGUUCAGUGAGAUCUACAUUUCCACAUUCAAGAAUGACAUUGAGUACAACCAGCUGCUUAUUCAAACUGCAAUGGCUCUUCAGACCAAUAAAUUCAUACAGCCUCUUCUGGCUCGCAAGAAUGAACUCGACAAGCUGAGGAAAGAUAUCAAAGAGCAGUGGCAGCGGGAACUAAAGAAAAUGCAAGAGGCAGAUGUGACCUUGCGUAAGGCUCAAGCAUUUAAGUUCCAGAGGAGAGAGGAGUACCAGAGAGCCCGCUCGUCCAGCAGCCGCUCCCAGGAGGAGCUGUCGAACAACGCCGCUAACAAACAGCUGGAGAAGAAGAGGAGGCUGGAGGAGGAGGCACUGCAGAAGGCGGAGGAGGCCCAGGACCAGUACCAGAGCUGUAUGGCCGACGCAGGCUUCAGGAGGAUGGAUCUGGCUAAUGUUAAGAGCACCUUCCUCACACAGAUCAGAGAGAUGGUCUUUCAGUGUGACCUCACCCUCAAAGCUGUGACAGUGAACUGGUUUCAGCUGCAGCAGACGCAGACUGUGUCUCUUCCUGCUCACCACCAGGCUUUGAGUGAAAGUGCUAAGUUGUACGAGCCGGGCGAAUGCUACGCUGAGUUUGUCCGGAAUCUGCCCAAAGAGCGGCUUCACUCUGACUCCUUUGACAACACCAGGUUUGUGUUCAACAAAAGGUCAGUGGGCAGCACUCACUCCUCCCACGGCAACCUGUCGCAGGCAUCCAUCACCUCCGACGUGCUGAGUGGAGAUGAAGUGGACAGUCCCUUACACCGGCCACUGAAGAUCAGCGAGCAGGGCUCACACAGCAGCACGGACAUGCACGCGCUGAGAGGUCAGGCCCCGCUGAGAGCCUGGGCCUCCAGCAGUCAGGGGAGUCAGGGGAGUCAGGGGAGUCAGGGAGGGAUGUGCAGUGACUCAGAGAGCGCUGGAGGCAGCAGCGAGUCCCGCUCCAUGGACUCCCCCACUGCUAGUCCAGGUGACUUUAAACGUCGUCUGCCCAGGACUCCCUCGACUGGAACCAUGUCCUCAGCUGAUGACUUGGACGAGAGGGAGCCGCCGUCACCCUCAGAUAAUGGUCUGGCAGAGAUGGUGACGGAGACGGCCAGUUCCCCCGGUCCUUUCCGAAAUGCUCCCAUGUCCAAAGCUGCUCAAACCCAUAAGCUGAGAAAACUGCGAGCGCCAUCCAAGUGCAGGGAGUGCGACAGUCUGGUGGUUUUCCAUGGAGCCGAGUGUGAAGAGUGCUCCUUGGCCUGCCAUAAGAAAUGUCUGGAGACGCUUGCUAUCCAGUGUGGCCAUAAAAAACUACAAGGCAAACUUCAGCUGUUUGGUAUCGACUUUGCUCAAGCAGCCAAAAACAGCGUGGACGGCGUUCCCUUCAUCAUCAAGAAGUGCACGUCUGAGAUUGAGAGUCGAGCGCUCAACAUCAAGGGAAUUUAUCGUGUGAAUGGCGCCAAAUCCCGCGUUGAGAAGCUCUGUCAGGCAUUUGAAAAUGGGAAGGACUUGGUGGAACUGUCUGACCUUUCACCCCACGACAUCAGCAAUGUCCUCAAACUCUACCUGAGACAGCUUCCAGAGCCAUUGAUCCUGUACAGAUACUACAAUGACAUCAUCGGCUUGUCCAAAGAGUGUCAGCGAGUGAAAGUAGACGAGGCCGAUAAACCCCCGAGCCCUCAGACUGCAGAGAGGCGUGGCCCCAGCACACGGCUCAACAGAGUCAUUUUGAAGAUCCGAGAUCUUCUGCGUCAACUGCCCACAGCCAACUACAGGACUCUGCGCUACCUUCUGGCUCACCUGAGCAGAGUGACGGAGCAGGCAGACGAGAACAAGAUGACUGCCAGUAACCUGGGCAUCAUCUUCGGCCCCACGCUGGUCAAGCCCCGGCAGACGGACGCAGAGGUGUCCCUGUCCUCCCUGGUGGAUUACCCCUACCAGGCCCUGAUGGUGGAGCUGCUGGUGCGAUACUUCCACAUAGUCUUCGACGCAUCACCUCUGUCCAGCUCUGACAUCGUCUCCGCCGCUGGACACGGAUCGCCCAGACUCAACACGCAAGACAAGGUGCAGCGGCUCAGCAGGAACUCAACCUCUCUGAUGGACCUCAAAGAGAGUGCCAAAGUGUACAAGAGAUACUCGUCAGUCAUCCCGUCCUCACACAUCCUGGAUGAGGUGCAGGAGGUCCAGCCAGGGACGGACAGAACCGACUGCAGCGCGUCCAGUGUCAACGGGACGUCCAGCGGAGGAGACGUCCAGAGUGCCAGCUCAGUGUCCGGCCAUCCCAGCAUCACCACUCACUCUGCCGCCGCCAACCUCGCACCGAAGGUCCAGCUCCGCGCCCAGCGCGUCAGACACGUCUCUCGCCCCAUCAGCAUGCCGCUGGAACGGCUGCCCGCGCCCGCCCAGAUCAGCGAGAGGAAUAACCGGAACGCCGACGCCACCGCGGCUGAAACUAUCCAGGAGACGCCAGAGCCGCGGCAGAGCGGCUCGUCCAGGGUCAGCACCUACUACAUCACGCCGUUCAUCGACACGCAGACCAUGCAGAGGAGGACGUGGGACAGGAAGUACAAGCACUAUGACGUCACACCCAGAACUGCUAUGAUAGUGGCCAACCUGCCAUCUGCCGGAGUGCAACCUCUGAAGGCGACGGUGCCCGUCUCUGUCAACCCGACUGUAACCACCGCCAGUGUGGUCUCCACCGCAGCCAGUCUGACCCCCGUGGUCUCCACCACCAGCUCGGCCCGGCCCGUCUGGACUUCUAAAAGGGAAAAUAACUCAGACGAUUCAGUGAGUGACUCGAGCAGCUCGCCAAACCUUCCACUGACGCUCAGGGCACCGAGGACGCUGCAGCCCCCUCCUGGAACUUUCUACAGGCCCCCGGUCUCUGUCAACAGCAGAGCUAGGACGCUUUCAAACUGGACUACUGCUGUCAGCACCAUCACCACCACCUCCACACUUGCCCCCAUCUCCUCUGGUGGUCAGAUACUUGCCCCAUCCCCUGCUCUUUCACGCCCCACACAGACACAGCUCCACAGCCAGGACUCCAGCGACUCCACGGCGGACUCGGGCGUCUCCGCCUCCCUGUCGCCCACUCAGCUGUCGAGCAGCCCCGACGACCUCUGCACCAACGAGACUAGACCUGUCAGCCAGAGACUGAGAGCUCGGCGGCUGCAGGAGUUUGAACACAGAGAGGCUCAUUUUGUCUGAUGCCAAAAAAAAACACAUGUACAUAUUAUUAUAUCUGUGCCAUAGUGUACAUGUGGGGAGGAGCGUGUGUGUGUGCGUGUGUGUGUGUGUGUGGCUGUGAGAAUCAACCACGAAAGUGUUAUAAGUACUAAAAUAUAUAUUUUAGUACUUAUAUAUAUGUA